This is a messenger RNA of Procambarus clarkii (red swamp crayfish), 6565 nucleotides long. RefSeq lists its product as uncharacterized. The record is from RefSeq and is a predicted model, not a curated record. Gene Ontology annotation, cellular component: nucleus. Lineage: Eukaryota; Metazoa; Arthropoda; Malacostraca; Decapoda; Cambaridae.
GCGGUGUUGAUGGGUGUUUGAACUGUGGCGGCGGAGGGUGACAGGUAGGGACCUGUCCUGGCUGACUGUUACUCCCAGUUACUCUCCACCAAGUCCUCCUAGCAAGGGCUGAUUUGGUGACCCUCCCAAGGAUGAAAUCCCACAACAAGCUGACUAAUUCCUGGGCUCUUAUUUACUGCUGAGUGGACAGGGUCAUUAGGUGAUGGGAAACCCACCUAACCAUUUCUGUCCUGCCCGGGAUUCGAACCCGGAAUUCCUGGUUGUGAGUUGAGAACGAACCCGACUGUACUACUGGGAUCCUUAUUGAGCUGGAAAUUGCAGCAAUUUAUGAAAUGGGGACUCCACAUGGGAAUGUCAACUCAACUCGUCUUUCACUAGAUAUUGCUGACUUGCCUCUCACCCCAUUUGGCAUGAGUCCACGUGGAUCACCCAGGAAACAGCAUAUAUUUCCUUCUCAACGUACCAAUAAACUUUCUCUCAAAAGUCUCAAGCCCUCCCAUGAAAAUGGAUUGACUUCAAAUUUUAAGAGACAGGAAAACAAAAAGAUUGUUUCAAGUUCUAAUAGAAAUUUUAGGCCACAGUUUUCCAGAAUAUCAAUAAGAAAUACUCCUACAAAUCUCCAGACCUUGGAUGAGGACCAUUCUGUUGAUUUCCAAACAGACAGUUUUGAUAUACAUGAUCCUCUGUACCUGGAGGGUUCAGAGGCUGCAGUUCAUUCUCAAGUAUUCAGGGGUGCCACAGUCACAGAUAAAGGGCCAAAUCCUAGGCACAUCAUAAGAGAAUCUAGAGAAAGUAUUUUUACUGACAUUGAUGAUGGUAGUUUUAUUGAAUUUUGCCAUGGAAAAGAAAAUGGGCAAAGUGCUUCAAAUUUGACUAAAGCUGAAAGCAAGUGUGCUCCUCAACUGUAUUAUACUUGUGAAAGUCAAAAUGAAACUUUGUUUUCAACCUCAACUAAAGUUAACAAUGUUUUAGUUGGCUUUCGAAAAUAUGUGGAAGCUGUAAGGAAACAAAAAAAUCUUCAAAGUAUAAUAAAGGAGAGUGAAAGCAAAAUGUCCAAAUUCCCAAUAAAAAAUAAAACAUUUAAAUAUGAUGAAACCAUCAUCACAUGCAGUGCUGACAUAAAAAUGUAUGGAUCUAAAGUGAAUUUUAAAAAUGCUGCCAAUAGUACAAUGAUUGAUAAACAUUCUAACCGAGUACAAGUCUCUCAUCCUCCUGUCUUUCCCAACAUAUCAACUCUUUCUGUUCCUACUGAAGUUGUGUCUAGUUCAGACUCUGACCAUCCAACUCCUGAUACAUCUCCAAUGUACUUUAAAAGAAAGCCCACAAAAAAUGUUAUUCAAACUAUAAAUAUAUCGGAAAGCUCUGAAGAUGAGUCUAAAAUAGUAAGAGGUUUGAAUGAAAAUAAAAAGGUAAUUUUAAAGAACCAGGAGAAUUAUAAUACAUCAACACAAAGAGCUGUUCUAUGGUCACAAGAAAUGUAUGGUCAUUCACUCAUAAGUGAGGAUGUAAGCAUAGUGGAUAGUACUCCUCCAUUGAGACAACAACCUCAGAAAUUAGCAAAUGGCAACAAAAGCAAUAAAGGUAAUCUAGAUCCUGCUAGCCCAGAGAAGGGGACUGUAUGUAUGCCUGUCAAUCAGUAUACUAAACCACAGAUUUUGUGUGAAUUAAAUCCACUUUGCGCAGCAGCUCCAGACAUUCUAGAUAAAGUAACACCAACGGAAAAUACAAAGAGCCCUGUAGUAGCAAAAUGGAUAAUUUCAAGUCCUUUUAAAGAUAGUUCCUUUGGUACAAGUUUUGUACAUGAAAAAUAUAACAUUCAUAGUGAUGAUCCAUCCAGUCCCACAAAGCUUGUAGAUAUUAGCAAUCAAUGUUUGAGAUCUGAGAGAAGUCUUGCUGAUGGGCUUGGGGAAAGUCUCAAAAAAUCGAAAAAGGCUUCUUAUUCUGUUAGUAAAGUUAUAAAAUCGCUUUCUGUGUCUAAUAGCUCUGACAACUUUAGUGGGAAUGACACAAAUUUGUUAAGAAGAGGUGGUAACAUUGGAGGAGUGGUUGAAUUAACAGAUGAAGAUUCAGAUGAUGGCAGUGAGAGAAUAUCUAAUCCACAAAGAGCACAAAACGUAGUCGUGAAAAACAUUAGUUCAUCCAAGCAGGAUUGUGCUGAUAUAUCCCAUGAAGAUUCUCUCCAUCUUAGACUCUCUGAGGAGCUAAGUAAAUCUAAUAAAACAAAUGAGAAGACAGUGCUUACUAUUGGUAGAGAUGCCACAUCUCCAGGCACCUUGAAAAACAGCCCAGUUGAUAGUCCCAAUAAUAGUUCAGGUAAAAUUACUAGAACACAAAAUUCAAGGCAUGUUCGAAGGAUUAUUGAUUCUGACUCUGAAAAUGAGAUUCACUUUAAUUACAAAGAUCGAGCAAAUGUCUCGGUUGACUCUGAAACCUCCUUACCAGAUCUUGAAAUACAAUCGUAUAAAACUUCCUCUAAUCCUGAAUCUAAAAGAAUAUCACAAAUUAGUACAGGUGAAAGUGGGAAUAUUCAUAUUUAUAGUGGUGAGCAGAGAAAACAUAUGGGUGCUGUUAUGAAAAGUGUUACUAAAGACUUUAGGAAAAGUUCAACAAGACAGCAAAAAUUCAAGAGAGCAGUGAAAAACAAAGUUGAAAAUAAAAAGGAUCAAGUCAGAGAAGUGAAAGAGAAUGUUAAGAAACACAUUGUCUUUGAAACUGAUAGUGAGGGAGACAGUGAAGAUGAAGACAGUUUUCUCUGUCAAGUAAGAGAAACGUCUUCGGAAGAGGAGGAGGAUUAUAAAAAGAUACUGAAAGAUAAUGAUACUCCUGAAAAUGUACCAAUCUUGACAAAGGAAAAACAAAGAGCUUUGGUUAAUGAAUCUUUCUCUUCGAGUGAAAGUGAGAAUAAAGCUGAAAAUGAUAGUUUUGAGCUUUAUUUAACAAAUGUGAAGAAGCAAAUAGAGGAAAAGAAUAAACUUUAUGUAGACGACAAAAUCCAGGAUAAAUACGAGUCAAGCUUCAUUAACGAUGACAGCGAUGAAGAUGAUAGCUACAGUCUGCCCCCUCUAACUCUGAAAUUCUCCCAAAAUGAUGUGCCUGAGCCAGCUGUGAAUUACAAAUAUUGUGGCAGCAUUUCAACUGAUCAUAGAUCACAUAAAAAGAUUGAAAAGUCAAAGAAAAUUAUUACAAGUACAAGCUCUUCAUCUUGGCGUGAUUCUCCAACUAUUAACAUUUCUUCCGAUUCAGAUGAAGUUUUUUCUGUAAAUGAAGUUAGAAGAAAACCAACCCAGCCUUCCUUGCCCCUUGUUACUCCAAAAUCAAAGGGUUGUGGUAAGACCAUGCCCAAAACUGAGGGAAAUUUUAUACCAGUGUCAAGAAGAUACAAAAUGGGUGGAAAUUGCAAUGUUACUCCAACAUUAUCUUUCCUGGCAUCACUCUCUACAAAUGUCCAUUUAGGUCGAUGUCAUCCUGAGGCCGUCGUCUAUACUAAAAAUUUUAAGAAAAGCCGGGAACAAUUGUCAGAAAAAUUAUACAAUUAUUAUAAUAAUUGUAUCUUUGAAAAUAAACUCCCUCCUGUAAUGAAUAUUAAGUGGAAUGCAAGAAUGACCAAGACGGCAGGUUUUUGCUAUUAUCAGAUAGAUAAAUCAAAACCAAGUGGAAGAGGAGCUCGAAUUGAGCUUUCCAUGAAGGUAAUCGAUUCUAACGAGAGGUUACGAGACACCCUUAUUCAUGAGUUGUGUCAUGCUGCUGCCUGGAUCAUCUCUGGUUACAAGGAUGGUCACGGGCCACUCUGGAAGGCAUGGGCAUCAAUAGCAACACAAAGAUGCCCAGAACUUCCAGCCAUCAACCGAUGUCACUCAUAUGAGAUCAACUGCAAAUAUACAUACAAAUGUUCUUCCUGCUCUUACAGCAUUGGACGUCAUUCCAAAAGUCUUGAUACAGAGAAAAAAGUUUGUGGAUUCUGCCAUGGAAAAUUUGAAUUGAUUGUGAACUCGCAGCAAGGAGGACAAAAGGGGACUGGGAGAGGCAACCCCUUGGAGGUAAAUGUGGCUGUUACACCUGCUAACUACACACCCAAAACACCAAGACCACCAGGAGCAUUUGCUCUGUUUGUAAAGGGAAAUUAUGGAACAGUUAAGAAGUCUAAAGAAAAUCUGAAGCAUGCUGAUGUAAUGAAGAUUUUAAGUACAGAAUUUGGGAAGAUGAAAGCAGGCAGUAAUUGAAAAGUAUUAUUGAUAAGCUGUCAAUAUUUGGAUAAGAUUUAUAAAUGUUUAUUGCCAUUUUAAAAUAAAUAGUUUUUAAAUUAAGAUGUUUUCCUUUAAAUUAGCAUCUUUAACACCUGUAUUAUCUAAAAUAUUGUUGGCCACAGUGUGAUAAGUAAUAUUUUACAUUUGGUGAAGUAACUUUACAAUAGAUAUAUUUGAAUAUGCUAUUUGCUUUGCAAGUCAUUUUCCCCAUUGGCACUGCAAUGGAAGUGAGGGGGAGGGGACGUUCACACACCACUCGUGGCCUGGUCUCUUGCCUAAGCCUCUUGGUUGCUUGUCUGGUAAAAUUAGGCUGGCUGUCCCUGCAGCUUACGGUCCAUCGUAGGAACAUUAUCAAGCCUCAGAGAAAAAGAUGGGGGAUGUCAGCCUGCCAGGAUGAAUCUGGAAUCUCACAUUGCAGCCAAUAAGCCAAAGUGAACCUGUACUCCAAAAAGAGACCAGAUCCAUCAAUGAAAAAGGUCUGAAUUUUGCAGAAGGUAUUGAAACAAAUCCAUGCAGACAUUAAAGGAAAAAAAAGAGCAGCCAAAUGAUACUUGUACAAAGGAGGAUAUGAAAAGUUAUCGCUCUGAAGCAAAAAAUGCUCCAGAGAGGGUACAGAGGUCUAAGAAGGGUUGAAGGACACGCCUCGGGUUCCUCCCUCAAGCCCAGAAACCUGCCAUGAAGGCAGAGCCAUGGUCAUAGUCAUAGACAUAGUCCUUGCUCCAACAAAUGAGAGAGGGGGGUGCCCAAUGGAGAAGGCUCAUGUAGUGGGGAAGUGGUUGUGAAGAUAAAUGCCCUGAAAAACCAGUGGGAGCAGAAGGACAAGCUAUACCCUGCCCUGAUUCUGAAAUCCUUUGAUGCUUUGGAGCUGGAACCAGGGAGCACCACACAACAUGGUAAGGAAGAGGCAGCACAGACUGAAUCCAGGUGGAGAUCACAAACACCUCCAAUUCAGUCCCUAAACACCAUAGGGUCCAGCUCUGGUGCAUCCAACCUAUCACAAUGCUGUGAACAUCUAACUCUAGCACACCUAGCUUUCAAAGUGGCAGCUGCCUGAGAAGCUUCUGCAUUGGAAGCUGAAUCUGUCACUGUGUAGACCCAGAGAGAGAAUAAACCGCACAUGAUUCAGAGUCGUAGGUGUCUACUCAACAGGCAGCAUGGUGGAGGCAGAAAGAAUGAUCAUUGUUUGGUAGCAAAGACGAUGAGAACCCUUCACAUUUGCACGUGGUUAGUGUGGACUUGAUAGGCUGAAGUAACCAUGUCAAAUACUUGCAAGGGGUCUGAAUGCAGCCAACAAAGUGGGACAACCAGGCUAUGACUGGUGUCUGUGGUGUCAUAAAAACAAACAUGCAAGCCCCAGCACAACCAACAGAAUGCCUCCAGCCUAGAGCUCAAACAGAGCAGCCAAAGACUCGCAAAUAGCCCUAAGCUAGGCUCUCCACUCUGGUGCCCUAGCCUCUUGGAUAAACUACCAAACAGACCAGAGAAGAUAUCCUUAAAUGCAAGAGUAGUGCUAGAGGGCACUCUGGGAAGGACCUAGAGUACAUGCAACCCAAAGAACAACAAAAGCCAAGCCCACACAACAAGCUGGGUAAAAAACAUACAUGUGAAGCAGAAACUAAUAUGUGGAACAGUACAAAGGAAAUGGUCCCCGCAAGAAAAAGUCCAAGGAUGGCCGAGACUUAGCUUGAAGCAGAGGGGCUUGCCGUGUCUGAAAGACCCAGAAUACUACUGUCCAGCUGGACAUCAGUGAAUGAGGUGAGUAAAGAAGAUGGAUGUAUAUGUAGAAUCUGGGCCAUUUGGUGGUAGCAUUUGGUACUAUGAGUUUGUGCUAAUUUUGAAAGUUUCUCUUGUUCUGCAUCAAUCGUUUUCAGAGUUACAUGGCAAUUUUGAGGCUUCUGUUAACCCUCAAGUUGUCUGCAAAAUUUCACCCACCGGCUUUCUGGAUGUUUUCCCAUGGUGGCGGAAGUGCUAGGAUUUGGCUCUGGUCCCUGGUAGGCCAAAAAGAACUCCCACAUUUAACGCAACUCAUUUGCAUGGAUUCAUCUCGACGAGAUCGCUUCCCUAUCAAACACUGUAUUAACAUUAUUUUUUCUAUUACAGGAAUAGUGAAAUACAUACUUAAAUUUGCAGUCUCACAUUUAAUAUAAUAAUGUUUAAAAAGAGGUAUUAAACAAUAAUAUAUACAAUAAAUACAACCAUAUGACAGGAAUGAAAAAGCAGACAGUCACAUACUGCUGACAGGCCUGAUUAUAAACAUAAUUCCAGGAAAAUUUGUCAGCUCUUUAAAAAAAAAAAAAUGCACCUAAAAAAUACAUGCCAAA